This is a messenger RNA of Medicago truncatula (barrel medic), 2760 nucleotides long. Its product is annotated as pentatricopeptide repeat-containing protein At1g73400, mitochondrial. Lineage: Eukaryota; Viridiplantae; Streptophyta; Magnoliopsida; Fabales; Fabaceae. Gene Ontology annotation, molecular function: protein binding. Bases 354 to 2129 code for a protein of 591 amino acids. The transcript has a single exon. The record is from RefSeq and is a predicted model, not a curated record.
AUAUACCAUUCAUUCGAUGAUUGUAAAAUGACUUGACGGUUUACACUAUCAACACAGUAAAGUAAUUAAACUCAACUUAUUUAAACCAUUCACAUGUUUUACUUCACUCCGUUUCACUUCCUACACAACCAAACGAAGCUUGAACCUUAAACAACGUUACACAAUCCCCAAAUUCCCGUUUGAUCUAUGCUCUAUUCAUAGCUUCAUCAUCACCAUCACAGUAACCUCUUCCUUCUCCUUUUCCAUUCCCAAUCCCACCCCCAAAAUCCACACAUACCCAUUUUUCAAAACCGCAUUUUCUAACCCACCACCUGUUUGUUUUUUUGCCUCUGAAAACUUUUUCACUCAUUUCAAUGCCUUCAAUCCCAAAACGCAAAAUCAUGUUAAUGGGUUUGUUUAAUAAGUGCUUAAAAUCUCUAAAAAUCCCUCCUUUUUCAUUACUCACGCAUCAUCAUAAUCAUUAUCACUCUUAUCUAUUUAGAAAAAACAAACCUUUGCCACAAAUUCCAAUAUUAAAUGCUCAUUGUUUUCAAUUGAUUCAAUCUUCAUUGCAAAUGAACUCUUUUGUUGUAUAUCAUUCAUCCAUUCGCCGCAAUUAUUGUUCGGAAAAUGUUUCAAUGAAACAAGAUUUUGGCUGUAAUGUGAGUGAUGAUGUUGUGGAGAUUAAUGAUGUUGUAAAGAGUAAUGGUUUUGAGAGUGAUGUUGAUAAGGUGUAUACCACUACAAUGGAUAAUUUACUUGGUUUUCGCAAUAUGGAGAAAGCUCUUGAAAAUUUGGGUGUUCCCUUGACUACACCAUUGGUUACAGGUGUGUUGCAUAGGCUUCGUUACGAUGAGAAGAUUGCGUUUCGGUUUUUCACAUGGGCUGGUCAUCAAGAUAAUUAUUCACAUGAGGCUUGUGUUUAUAAUGAUAUGAUGGAUAUUUUGUCUAGUACAAGGUAUAAAGUUAAACAAUUUCGGAUUGUUUGUGAUGUUUUGGAAUAUAUGAAGAGGAAUAACAAGCGUACGGUUCCGGUGGAUGUUUUGAUGGAUAUUUUGAGGAAAUAUACGGAGAAGUAUUUGACUCAUGUGCAGAAGUUUGCGAAGAGAAAGAGGAUAAGAGUGAAGACACAACCGGAAAUAAAUGCGUUUAACUUUCUGUUGGAUGCUUUGUGCAAGUGUUGUUUGGUUGAGGAAGCUGAGGGUUUGUAUAAGAGAAUGAGAAAGAAGAUCAAUCCUAAUGGGGAUACGUAUAAUAUAUUGGUUUUUGGGUGGUGUAGGGUUAGAAACCCGAGUAGAGGGAUGAAAGUGCUGGAAGAAAUGAUUCAAUUAGGUCAUAAGCCUGACAAUUUCACGUACAACACUGCCCUUGAUACUUACUGCAAAGAAGGCAUGAUAACAGAUGCAGUGGAGCUUUUUGAGUUCAUGAGGACAAAAGGUUCAAUCAUAUCUUCUCCCACUGCCAAGAGUUAUUCAAUUCUAAUUGUGGCUCUAGUCCAAAACGAUAGAAUGGAGGAAUGUUUUAAAUUUAUGGGGCAUAUGAUUAGCAGUGGUUGUCUUCCUGAUGUCACGACAUACAAGGAUAUAAUCGAAGGUAUGUGUUUGUGCGGUAAGAUUGACGAGGCUUACAAGUUCUUGGAAGAGAUGGGAAAAAAAGGUUAUCCCCCUGAUAUUGUUACUCAUAAUUGUUUCCUCAAGGUCCUCUGCCACAAUAAGAAGUCUGAGGAAGCCCUUAAACUAUAUGGAAGAAUGAUUGAAUUGAGUUGUAUUCCUAGUGUCCAAACUUACAAUAUGCUGAUUUCAAUGUUUUUUAAGAUGGAUGAUCCUGACGGGGCAUUCGAGACUUGGCAUGAAAUGGAGAAAAGGGGUUGCAGACCAGACACUGAUACGUACGGCGUCAUGAUUGAGGGACUAUUUAACUGCAAUAAAGCAGAAGAUGCUUGUAUUCUUUUAGAAGAAGUGAUAAACAAGGGAAUAAAAUUGCCGUAUAGAAAGUUUGAUUCCUUGCUGAUGCAACUUUCGGAGAUCGGUAAUCUCCAGGCCAUUCAUAAGCUCUCGGAUCAUAUGAGGAAAUUCUAUAAUAAUCCCAUGGCAAGACGUUUUGCUCUAAGCCAGAAGCGCAAGAGCAUGAGUUUGCGAGGGAGAUCAUAGUAUGAAAUAUCUCGGUUGAGUUUGUGCUACCUUUCACAAAAACCUGGGGGAAGUUAAGAUUGAAGGGUUCUUCCCAUGUUUGGUUGGACAAAUGUUUUCUGAAAACACGGCAGGUUAUAGCAUAUACAAUUUCAGAUACUGCCUUCAAGCUUGUCCCUUCAUUGUGACAGCUAGUCCCAUCUUUGGACAUGCUCUCUUGGUCAUACUAUCUGCUACCAAUAUUUUUGCAUGAAAAAUUUGGAAGUCUUUGGAUCUAUCUAUUCUCAUUUUUUGUCCGUCAAGAGAAAUUUCGGAAGCUGUUACGAGUUACAACAGUUUCAUUGAGAGCUGUUGGUUAGUUGACACAGCCAAAAGGUCAAAAGAUCCAGAUAUGUAUUAUGUUAUAUUUUGUGGGAGAAGAGGUUGUGAUCGAACUUGUGUAUGAUGGAAUUUUUUUUAUUUUUUUAAGAACGGAAAAAUUUGUUAUCUGGUCAAGAAUCUGUUAACUUCUGCUGAAAGAUGUUGCGAGUUAUGAGAUUUUUUCUAGCAUCUUAGGGGUCAUUGUAUGAUUUGACCAUAUGAAAUUGCCAACUGUAUCACGACUAUAAUGAAUGGUCCAUUACAUCAAUAAUGAUCACAGAUACUUUUUCCA